Molecule: messenger RNA, 953 nt
Organism: Syzygium oleosum
Lineage: Eukaryota; Viridiplantae; Streptophyta; Magnoliopsida; Myrtales; Myrtaceae
Exons: 1
Coding region: 182-691 (169 amino acids)
Source: RefSeq, a predicted model, not a curated record
AAUUGUUCCUCCCUAAAAUGACCUCCCAUUGCACAUGAUGCCACUUGCUUUACAAACGUGAAAGCAUAUGGAGCAAUGGAUGGAUAAGGCCCUCGCCGUCUUAGACCAGUAAUCGCUCUCGAGUUCCCAACACACACACACUCUCUCUCACUCUUUCUCCAACCAUCGAAACCCCCAAACCAUGCUGCUCCUAUCUCCGACGCCGGCCCAGCUCAUCCCGCCAUCUCGACGCCGCCGUUCUCGCUCCGCCGCCGCCGCCGCCGCCGCAAAGACCCGCAUUCCUGCUCCAUCCAGGGUGCUCUCCAUGGCCAAAGAUACCAGCGACCCGGACUCGGACGUGGGCCUCGCCGGCAAGGCCGCCAUCGCCGGGGGCCUGGUCUCGACCCCGGUGAUCGCGUGGUCCCUCUACACCCUCAAGACGACGGGCUGCGGCCUCCCGCCGGGCCCCGGCGGCUCCAUCGGCGCGCUGGAGGGCGUGAGCUACCUGGCGGUGCUGGGGAUCGUGGGCUGGUCGGCCUACACCAAGUCCAAGACCGGGUCGGGCCUGCCCAGCGGGCCCUUCGGCCUUCUGGGCGCCGUGGAAGGGCUGUCAUACCUGGCGCUGCUGGGGAUCGCCGUCGUCUUCGCGCUGCAGUUCUUCGAGAAGGGGUACAUUCCCGGCCCGUUGCCGGCAGAUCAGUGCUUCGGCUGAGCUGAGGUUGAUCCCUCUCUCUCUCUUGGAGCAUAGACGGUGUGGACAUGAGCCAUUUCAACGUUAUCGUGUGUUUGUGGUGGGGAUUGGCCCUUGGACGAAGCCUUACAUACGCGGUCCAUUUUUUCUUUUGUCCGCGACUAUUGUUCUAUUUGCUUGAUUGGCAACCCGCAUUUGUACAUUUUUAUUAAGGUUCGUGUCAACGAAUGCUCGGUAUCACUUAUUUAAUGUAUGUAGUGAAAGGACCAUAAAUCCGACUCGA